Ipomoea triloba (trilobed morning glory) is the source of this 1495-nucleotide messenger RNA. Its product is annotated as E2F transcription factor-like E2FE. Gene Ontology annotation, cellular component: RNA polymerase II transcription regulator complex. Gene Ontology annotation, biological process: regulation of transcription by RNA polymerase II. Bases 133 to 1284 code for a protein of 383 amino acids. The record is from RefSeq and is a predicted model, not a curated record. The transcript has 11 exons. Gene Ontology annotation, molecular function: RNA polymerase II cis-regulatory region sequence-specific DNA binding; DNA-binding transcription factor activity, RNA polymerase II-specific. Lineage: Eukaryota; Viridiplantae; Streptophyta; Magnoliopsida; Solanales; Convolvulaceae.
AACCCUUUCUUAACGGCCCCAAAUUCAAGCUGUUUCUCUCUCUGCUUCAUCGUUCAAAUCUCAGAUCUACAGGCAUUCGCAAUAGUGGAAGCUGAAUUCGUGGAGAGAGGGUUUAGAUUUAGAUCUGUAGCAAUGGCUUUAGUUUCUUCUGCUUCCAAGGAUUCUGGAUCUGUUUAUUGCCGUAAACAGAAAUCUCUCGGCCUCCUGUGUUCCAAUUUUUUGAGCUUGUAUAACCGUGAAGGCGUAGAAACCAUUGGGCUUGAUGAUGCAGCAAAGCAACUAGGGGUUGAAAGGAGGAGGAUCUAUGACAUUGUGAAUGUUCUUGAAAGUGUUGGUGUUCUUUCGAGGAAGGCAAAGAAUAGGUAUACAUGGAAAGGGUUUGAAGCAAUUCCUAGAGCUUUUCAAGAACUGAAGGAGGAAGGUCUAAAAGAGAGCUUUAGUGCAUAUAGUGGAGAUGUCUCUGUCCAAGUUUCAGAUGACGAAGAAGAUGACAGACACUCAAACCCUAAUGUUUCAAGUCAGAAUGAGAAAUCUGACUCCAUUUCUGCUCCUAAGCCUGCAGACAAUAGAAGGGAGAAAUCUUUGGGGCUUCUCACACAAAAUUUUAUUAAGCUCUUCCUCUGCACUAAUGUAGAUAUGCUUUGCCUUGAUGAAGCUGCAAAGAUAUUACUGGGAGAUGGAAGACCUCCAUCAAUAAAUAGAACUAAAGUUAGAAGAUUGUAUGAUAUUGCUAAUGUUUUGUCUUCAAUGAAAUUCAUUGAGAAGACUCAUCACCCUGAAACAAGAAAACCUGCAUUUAGAUGGUUAGGGUUGAAAGGAAAAUCAGAAAACCAAGCAGCAAAUGCAUCAGAGGACAAUCUGGGUUGCAACCAGUCCAGGAAGAGGGUAUUUGGAACUGAGCUCACAAAUACAACUACAAAGAGAUGCAAAUUGGAUAAAUCAAAGGAUGCUUUUGGCGAGUCAAUGAAAUCAAAACUAGCAGCACAAGUCAAAUGUGAGAAUUUGGAAAAUGAGUUUGACAGACCAAAGCAGGACCUUGGUUCAAGAACAAACAGAAAGAGUUAUCAAUUUGGCCCUUUUGCUCCUGUAACUGUGCCUAAAUUUGAAGCUUCAGAGAGUGGUGAGAGAACAAAGGUGAUUUGUGAAUUGGAAAGCUUAGCAUCAACCUAUCACCCUCAGUAUCACAACCAAGCAUUAAAGGAUCUCUUUUCUCAUUACAUGGAAGCAUGGAAGUCUUGGUAUUUGGAAAUUGCUGGGAAGAAACCAAUUCAAAUGCUAUCCUAGUGCUUACAACUUGUAACACAUCUAACACAGGAGGGAUGAUCUGGUGUUUAAUGCAAAUUGGUGAAUUACAUCAACUUGUACAGGGUUUUCUCUGUUCCUGUUUCAUCCAUUAUUUAGAUAUACUAGCUUUAUGUCUGUAAUUUAUCAUUACUCUCCUUGUCAUCACAUGAUUUCGAUUUGUGCAAUAUAAAAUUUGCAAAGCUAAUUACAA